AUGACAAUAAAAUUGAAGAAGUAUGUAGAGACCGUAAAGACAAGAUUGAAGAAGUACGGAGAGACUGUAAUGAUAAGAUUGAAGAAGUACAGAGAGACUGCAAUGAUAAGAUUGAAUAAGUACGAAGAGGCCGUAAUGACAAGAUUGAAUAAGUACGGAGAGGCCGUAAUGAUAAGAUUAAAGAAGCACGGAGAGGCUGUAAUGACAAGAUUGAAUAAGCACGGAGAGGCUGUAAUGACAAGAUUGAAUAAGUACGGGGAGGCCGUAAUGACAAGAUUGAAUAAGUACGGAGAGGCUGUAAUGACAAGAUUGAAUAAGUACAGAGAGGCUGUAAUGACAAGAUUGAAUAAGUAUGGGGAGGCCGUAAUGACAAGAUUGAAUAAGUACGGAGAGGCUGUAAUGACAAGAUUGAAUAAGCACGGAGAGGCUGUAAUGACAAGAUUGAAUAAGUACGGGAGCGUAAUGACAAGAUUGAAUAAGUAUGGCGUGACACACAAGAAAAGAAGUUUCCAGAGCACAGUUCCAGAACAGGAAACAGAAGAAAAAAGAGAGAUCUUAGCUGACCUUUCAGAAGAUUUGGAGAGGCUUGCACAAUUAUGUUACCUGGAUACGUCUCGUGAAAUGAUGGAUUCAUUGGCACGUGACGAGUUUAUAGAUGGUAUAACAGACGAGGAUAUGAGAAUUAGGCUGAAGAAAAGUAGGUGUAAAUCUUUCAAAAAAGCUCUGUAG
Molecule: messenger RNA, 729 nt
Organism: Limulus polyphemus (Atlantic horseshoe crab)
Lineage: Eukaryota; Metazoa; Arthropoda; Merostomata; Xiphosura; Limulidae
Exons: 2
Coding region: 1-729 (242 amino acids)
Source: RefSeq, a predicted model, not a curated record